Molecule: messenger RNA, 1241 nt
Organism: Vitis riparia (riverbank grape)
Lineage: Eukaryota; Viridiplantae; Streptophyta; Magnoliopsida; Vitales; Vitaceae
Product: ras-related protein RGP1-like
Exons: 2
Coding region: 194-874 (226 amino acids)
Cellular component (GO): endosome
Molecular function (GO): GTP binding; GTPase activity
Source: RefSeq, a predicted model, not a curated record
CGCACUUUCCAAACUGGCAAACUCCAAAAGCAGCAUGGUAUAUAUAACGCACAAUACACGCCCACUCAAAUGUCAACUGUCAAUACUUGAUUCCCAUUUUUCUCUUCUACUUUUCUUCCAAAAACCCUAACCCUAGCAGCACCAUCUGAUUUGGUCACUGCUUGGUUCGAUUUCUUCUUUGGUUUUUUGGAAGAUGUCGAAUUUUUACAAGGGAGAUUACAGUCAGAAGAUCGACUACGUGUUCAAGGUGGUGUUGAUCGGAGACUCUGCGGUGGGAAAAUCGCAGCUCUUGGCGCGGUUUGCUCGGAACGAAUUUAAUUUGGACUCCAAAGCUACGAUUGGGGUUGAAUUCCAGACCAAAACGCUUGUUAUAGAUCACAAGACCGUGAAGGCCCAGAUUUGGGACACUGCUGGGCAGGAAAGAUAUCGAGCAGUGACAAGUGCUUACUACAGAGGAGCUGUGGGGGCAAUGCUGGUCUAUGACAUAACCAAGCGUCAAUCAUUUGAUCAUGUGGCAAGGUGGUUACAGGAAUUGCGAGGCCAUGCUGACAAAAAUAUUGUCAUCAUGCUAGUAGGCAACAAGUCUGACCUGGGGACCCUUCAAGCUGUACCCACUGAGGAUGCAAAAGAGUUUGCUGAGAGAGAGAACCUCUUCUUUAUGGAGACAUCUGCUCUUGAAGCUACCAAUGUUGAAACUGCAUUCCUUUCAGUACUCACGGAGAUUUAUCGAAUCAUCAGCAAGAAGACUCUUGUCGCCAAUGAAGAAGUGGAAUCUGGAGGCAAUUCAUCACUUCUCAAGGGAACCAAGAUUAUUGUCCCUGGAAAGGAGCCCAAAUCUGAAGGCAGUAAAUACAACUGUUGCUUGUCUUCAUAGAACUACUUCCCUUUUGUCAAGUGACAAGUUGAUUGCUGCUGUUUAUAGUUUUGGUAAUGCUUAUUUUUGAGUUAUUUUCCCACUUUAUAAGCUUUCUUUUAAUCUUAUUUGACAUGGUGGAAAAUUUCCAUCUUCCAGGAGAUGAUGACAUGGCACUCCUGGCAUAUCAGCUAAACAUUUGCUCCUUUUGCAAGGAGCUGUUUAGUGUUGCCAAUUCACUGGCAUAUAGAUUUUGGAGAACUCAAACUUACAGUAUUGUUAUUAAUUUCAUGUGAUAUUAUGUGUUUUUAAACCAAAAGGGCCAAGACUGUCUAUAUUUUCCUUGAUAAUGUUCAGCCACAUUGCACUAUUAAGUGUCUUUUUUAUU